Brassicogethes aeneus is the source of this 535-nucleotide messenger RNA. Lineage: Eukaryota; Metazoa; Arthropoda; Insecta; Coleoptera; Nitidulidae. The record is from the annotation of a GenBank genome assembly.
CGCAACUGCGCAAGUCUCCUUCUUUCACUCAUCCAAAAUGUCUAAGAGAGGACGUGGUGGUUCCGCCGGAGCCAAGUUCAGGAUCUCCCUGGCUUUGCCAGUAGGAGCGGUAAUUAACUGCGCCGACAAUACCGGUGCCAAAAAUUUAUAUGUAAUUGCCGUACAAGGUAUUGGCGGUCGUUUGAACCGUCUGCCAGCUGCUGGUUCUGGUGACAUGAUUGUAGCCACAGUAAAGAAAGGUAAACCAGAACUUCGUAAGAAGGUAAUGCCUGCAGUAGUGAUCAGGCAACGUAAGCCAUUCCGCAGGAAGGACGGUGUGUUCAUUUACUUUGAAGAUAACGCAGGGGUGAUUGUGAAUAACAAAGGAGAAAUGAAAGGAUCGGCUAUCACAGGACCUGUUGCGAAAGAAUGUGCAGACUUGUGGCCCAGGAUUGCUUCCAAUGCUAGCAGUAUAGCUUGAGUUAAGUUUUGUGGCUAUUUAAUAAAAAAAAAUGUAAAAAAUUUGGAAUAAUACAACUUUAUUCUUUGACAAACA